GUUGCAGGAGAGGAGGGGAGGGGUGUGGGAAUGGCUGGAAAUGUUUCAGCCAGAUAUUUGAGCAGCGAGCAGAAUCUUUGGUGCUUUCUGCGCUGUUGCUGAGAGAAAAUCCCUGUCUCGGCAUGGGCCAUUCACGCAGGGAAUGACAACGGUUCACGUGGUCGUUAUAUACUGGGAGAGCGUGAAGUGAAGGAGUCCGAUCGCCGCAGCAGGUGAGUGGGAGAGAGAGAGAGACGUGGAGAGGAAGGAGGCUUCGUUAUUCCAGCAAGAUCCCGAACAGAAGAAAGUGCCUUCUCUGACGACGUUCCUACUUGAAGCUGCUCGCCGCUCCCAUCCUACACUGUAAACAACGCUGGCUUGGCCUCCGAAAAGAUCUCAAUUCCUCAGACUUGCCAUAGCACAAGGAAACGACACGCUUUUUCCAUUCACAAACUUUAUUAGAUAUCGUUCCAAGGAGAGCCGUUGCCUUCAGAUAUUGCCAUCCACAGCCAUCGAGCUCAAGACCAUUUAGAGACCUGGAGCAUGUUCUUAUUGUCGCGCCGUUGUUGUGCACCUGAGACUAAAUGACUGAUGAAUGAGAUUGACAGCCUCACUGAUAGCCGCCAUCUCCCAUGCGACAGCCAGCGGGGGUCUGAAUGUGACGUCUCUAUUUAAAGGGCCUCGCCGACAAACCUCAAAACUAGACAUAAAAAACCCCCACAGAUAUACGUUUGCAGACUAUUUGAACCCGAAGCAACAAUCCCACAACCGACACCAUAGAGCCUGCAGGUUCUCAAACAGCUAUGGCUUUAAACAUCUCGUCGAUGCGAGACACGAAAUGGCUGACGCUCGAGGUGUGCCGGCAGUUUCAGAGAGGGACGUGCUCGCGCAGCGACGAGGAAUGCAAAUUCGCACACCCGCCCAAGAGCUGCCAGGUGGAGAACGGACGGGUGAUCGCCUGCUUCGACUCGCUGAAGGGUCGGUGUACGAGAGAAAACUGUAAGUACCUUCACCCCCCGGCGCAUCUGAAGACGCAGCUGGAAAUCAACGGACGCAACAACCUCAUCCAGCAGAAGACCGCAGCAGCGAUGCUGGCGCAGCAGAUGCAGUUCAUGAUCCCCGGCACCACCAUGCAACCAGUGCCUACAUUUCCUGUCAGCCAAGGUCUGGGCUCGAACCCUGGACUGAGUUACGCGCCGUAUCUGACUCCCAUGAGCCACGGCAUGGGUCUGGUCCACACAGAAAUGCUCCCCAGCACCCCUGUCAUCGUCCCCGGCAGCCCGCCGGUCAGCAUGCCGAGCUCAUCCUCCACGCAGAAGCUCCUGCGCACAGACAAACUCGAGGUGUGUCGCGAGUUUCAGCGGGGCAACUGCGCACGCGGCGAGACCGACUGCCGCUUUGCCCAUCCUAGCGACAGCCCGAUGAUCGACACGAGCGACAACACGGUCACCGUGUGCAUGGACUACAUUAAGAGCCGCUGCUCGCGCGAGAAGUGCAAGUACUUCCACCCUCCGGCGCACCUGCAGGCCAAGAUCAAAGCAGCCCAGCAUCAGGCCAACCAGACUGCCGUCGCAGCACAGGCCGCCGCUGCAGCCAUGACUCAGUCGACUGCCAAAGCAAUGAAGCGACCCCUCGAGGCAUCUGUAGAUCUGGCGUUUCCCCAUGGAGUCCUGCAGCCCCUACCAAAGAGACCGGCACUAGAAAAGAGUAACGGGGCCAGCAUGCUCUUCAACCCCAGUGUCUUGCACUACCAACAGGCUUUGGCCAGCGCACAGCUCCAGCAGCCCACCGCUGCGUUCUUUCCCACAGGGUCAGUUCUGUGCAUGGCUCCUGCUAGCAGCAUUGUACCCAUGAUGUACAGUGCUACGCCUGCUACUGUCUCUGCAGCAACAACUCCUGCCACAAGUGUCCCCUACGCAACAACAGCACCAGCCAAUCAGGUUUGCUCCUUUUAAAAGCUUUCUUUCAUGAAUCCCUGAGCUCUGAAUAAGCACUUUGCUACAAAUUCAUCCCGCGGUCGCCAUGGCGAUCGCACAAUCUCCCGGCAAAAUCUCGCACUUGCGCUCAGAUCGGUGCUUAUUCAGAGCUCGCACAUUGGCAAAUAGUAGUUGUGUUGUGUUGCAUUAUUUUCUCGUUUUGUUCUGCAUGUCCUUGCUUUGUUUUGAUGUCAAGAUAUCCUUCCUCAUCUACACACACACACACACCGGCUAAAAAUAGACACGCCUCCCUCCGUUCUAGUCUGAUUUCCAUGUACUCGGCUGCUCUGUGUCCGUCACGGGCUUCGGGAAAGCAGGCGGAAGGUAAUAUUAAUUAUAGAUUAUUUACUGUUUAACACUAUUAUUAAAUU
Sinocyclocheilus grahami is the source of this 2326-nucleotide messenger RNA. RefSeq names its product muscleblind-like protein 2a. NCBI's taxonomy places the organism in Eukaryota, Metazoa, Chordata, Actinopteri, Cypriniformes, Cyprinidae. The record is from RefSeq and is a predicted model, not a curated record. Bases 783 to 1934 code for a protein of 383 amino acids. Gene Ontology annotation, cellular component: cytoplasm; nucleoplasm. The transcript has 9 exons. Gene Ontology annotation, biological process: regulation of RNA splicing. Gene Ontology annotation, molecular function: RNA binding; metal ion binding.